Messenger RNA from Actinia tenebrosa (Australian red waratah sea anemone), 1642 nucleotides. RefSeq lists its product as uncharacterized. Gene Ontology annotation, cellular component: mitochondrion; respiratory chain complex I. The record is from RefSeq and is a predicted model, not a curated record. NCBI's taxonomy places the organism in Eukaryota, Metazoa, Cnidaria, Anthozoa, Actiniaria, Actiniidae.
GUUCCUGUGUUCAUCAGUCAGUGAAGGAUCCAAGAUGGCGGCCCUUAUUUCUGAAUUUCGUGGAGGUUUAGGCCAACUAUUUCAGAAAACAAGACUAUUAACAACRGUUCAUAACCGGAUUGCUGCAAGAAAUAAGAUUAGAUCAAUCAGUUCGUUGUCUGACAAGACACCAGUAACUUCGAGCUCACCAGUUCCACCACCCCAAAAGAAAGAACCAUUUGAUAACAGUACCUAUAAAGUAAAUGAGUAUUACUCCUACAACGAAGAUUCCUUCUAUGACAUGGAAUGUGAAAUAGAUGCAACAGGGAAACGGCAGAGCCAGCCAGACCCAUCAAUUCCAUACAGACACACAGAACCUUGGAAAAAGGAGGCCAAAUCUUGAAUUUUGGUUCAUUUGGUGCUUUAUUCUUCAUUUUGCUGUGAGCUUGAAAUGUUUAAACAAAUAACCUGACUUUAUCUUAAGAAAUGUAUGGAUUUAUCAUUUCGAUAAUAGUAAAAAAACAAAUUUAACUGAAACUGUUCUGUAGAAAUAAAAAAGCUAGCCUGCAUAGCUAGACUCGGGGGGGAAUAGGGAUGAGGGUGGAGGGGAAUGGAAGGGAGAGCAUAAAACAAACCCUAUAUAUAUCCUUUAUCCUUUCUCCCCUGAAACUAAGAACUGCUGUGGGUGAGGCUAGACCACCAGAGGCCGCAUGUUUCUAUUUGGGUUUCUAUUCCAUAUUGUUGUGACCUUUUGCUUAUUGCAUUAACAUCUCCAACGGUGCAUUUUAGAAUCAAUAUACAGCAUGCAACAAAACCAUAACCAACGUUUUUUGAAAAUAUAUAGUAAUACUGGAWUUAUCAAGAUUUAUUAUCAUAAAAUUUUGCACAGGCUUCGCAUUUUGUGGCACUGUGUUUGUUGGACUUCUUGUGGAGAUUUUAACAGAUAAUUGCUGGGAGCCGUCAGGGCCGAGUUGUACGAAGCCUGGAUAGCGCUGUCUAAUGGAUAAAUCCUUAUUCAGUGGAUAACUGAAUAAAUUUAUUGGAUAACUGCUGUUAUCCAAUAAAUUUAUCCACUGGAUAAGAUAACCGCUGUUAUCCAAUACAUUUAUCCACUGGAUAAGAUUUAUCCAUCUGAUAGCACUAUCCAGGCUAUUUGUGCGGUAUGGCGGUAAAAAAUACACUCGUUUUACUCUUCGUUUCGUUUAUUUAAUUGCGUUAGAGAGUUCCUACAUAAUAAAGUAAUGAUUACAAUUUAACGAUAAAACAGAAAACGAUUAAAGCAAACGGAAAGCAAAAGAAAUAGAAACUAGACCCUGGUUCCAGGGUAAGCUGGGAUACCUGGAGGACCUGGUUUCAACAUGCAUGGAGUAUCUGGUAAACCAGUUAUCCCAAUAAAAAAGACGCUAGGACGGGUGCGGGGUCGUGGGGAGUGGAGGGAUGAUGGGGUCUUAACCUGGCAUUUUUUGCCAGAGGUAGAGUGUGUGUAGACUGUUUGUUUUAAACCAUAGAAUCACUAGAACAACAAAUUUAUUCACAGGACCGGAAGUUAGGUAUUACUCUUAGAUAAAAUAUGGGUCUGUGCAGAAAUGCUGUUGUUUUGACAUGGACCCGAACAAUAAUAAAGUGAAAAUAUUUUUUAUUAAAGCUUCAUAAAGAGCUCAAA